AAAGCCAACAACCAACCAUGUCAAACCAAAGCCAGGUAAAUUCUGCAGCGAUACUGGAUCAGAUGAAGCUCCAACUCGCCACAGACGCUGGUAAAGAGCUCAGCAAGAAGAUCGGCUACGUCUAUCAGAUCAACAUCGCCCCCAAGAAAAUUGGAACCGAUGAGGAGAUUUAUGUCGUUGACCUUAAGAAAGGAGAGGUAACUAAAGGUCCUUACGAAGGCAAGCCUGAUGCCACGUUUUCCUUCAAGGAUGCUGAUUUCGUCAAGAUUGCCACAGGGAAGAUGAAACCACAGGUGGCUUUCAUGAGGGGAGCCAUGAAGAUUAAAGGUAGUCUGACCGCUGCCCAGAAGUUCCAUCCUGACGUUUUCCUAAAGCAGUCCAAGCUGUGAGCAGACUCUGGGAUCUUCUUGUAUGGAUUUUUCAUUUAAAACAUU
This is a messenger RNA of Telopea speciosissima, 434 nucleotides long. RefSeq names its product sterol carrier protein 2-like. Bases 18 to 389 code for a protein of 123 amino acids. Gene Ontology annotation, cellular component: cytosol. Lineage: Eukaryota; Viridiplantae; Streptophyta; Magnoliopsida; Proteales; Proteaceae. The transcript is spliced from 4 exons. The record is from RefSeq and is a predicted model, not a curated record.